Rhopilema esculentum is the source of this 2925-nucleotide messenger RNA. The record is from RefSeq and is a predicted model, not a curated record. NCBI's taxonomy places the organism in Eukaryota, Metazoa, Cnidaria, Scyphozoa, Rhizostomeae, Rhizostomatidae.
GCUGUGUGGUAAGAUGAUGCUGUUAUUCAAGCCAGCAUUUGAGAACUGGGCGAGUUCGGCGUUUUUAUGGGUUUAUUGUCGUUAAAAACGUGAUUGAUUCUUGUGAAAUAUAAGUAUUUUUGCGAAUGAAGUGCAAGCGAUAAAAGGUAGAAGAAGAAGGAAGAUAUACGAGACAUUUAAAGAGACUGCCAGUAACCUCGCCACAAAAUGGUCCGUUUUGGUUUAGGCCAGUUUGUCUCCCAUUGUAUGCAGAUGAUGAAAACUCUUCUUGUUUGCGUUGUGCUCAUGGACCAACACUUCCUCAAAUCAGUUACAGUAUCAGCGGCUAAUCCAGGACAACUUAAUGCAAAUGAAACAAAGUCAUCGCCAAGUCACGUGACAUCCAUAAAAGGCUCUUCAAUAUGGUUAACAUGGGGAUAUGAAUAUGGUGGUGAUAUUGCCGGAACAAUAAUCUACAGAGAACAAAUAAUUGGAUUUAACAGUUCUUCACAGGCAGCACUGCAACCUGUGGCAAAGAGGACAGGAGCAAAUGGUGCUCUUCAGCUUGUGCCAACUGUUCCAGCACCAUUCUCUGGAAGGCUCAAAGUAAUACCAUCCAACGAUACACUGGUGAUCAGUGGACUGAAGUACAAUGACACUGCUUACCAAUUUGCAUCAUAUGUUAUUACAGAUAUUAUCGCAGGCGGUUCAAGCACCUCAGUUAAAGGUGACCUCAGACCAGCUGUCCGAAUUACAGUCAAUGGGGUGCCAGAAUUCGUCACAUCACCUCCAGCUACAAUUGAAGUGAAUGAAAAUACAAAUUUAGAAAUAGCCAUUGAAAUGGAUGGAAACCCUGCACCAUCAGCUGAUUUUCUUUGGCCUCAUCUUGGUGAUGGUGGAACAACUGUUGCUGGUAGCCAAAUUUACCCAUAUGUUUAUUCAGCAAAGUUUUCACAUCCAAAUAUAGCGGCUGGUUAUUGUGGAAGGAUAUUGAAAUCUUCAGUGAAGAACAGUAUUGGGUCAUCACUUGCCAAAGACACCAAUGUCACUGUUUUACUGAAACUUGAUGGCAAUCCGAAUUUACGAGCAGGAAAGAUAAUCAUUGAUAGUUGUGUCGAAGUGAAAUGGACGAAGGCCGAAUCUGGGGCUUGUUACGUGAAAUACGAAGUUAAAUUGAAAAAUGCUUCAGGGACUGUUGUUUAUACUGAAACUGGAUAUAACAUCGAUGAAGUAAAGAAAUGCAAGAUUCCAGGAAAUGUGAAUAUCACUGAUGUUGAAAUGACGAUGAGUUUCAAAACUACUUCAAAGGUCUUCACUGCCAAAGUCUCAGAAACACCUAUCCCAACAACACUACCGCCGACCACUACAUCAAAAACUUCAAAAACACCGGACACGACUAGCCCGGGACCAACAAAAAACAUUGAUUCGUUGUCAUCAAGCUCCGAAGCGGCCUCAUUGAGCACAGUUAAAGUAACAAAACCUAAAGAUCCAGGUAAACAAUCAGGGACACCCAUAGGAGCUGUGAUCGGGGGAGCUUUUGGUGGAUUAAUUGUUUUAAUCUUGCUCAUUGUUCUCAUUAUCUACUUGAAAAAACGAUCAAAAGCUGCUGGGAAAAAAGACUUGGAUUCAGGUGAACCUGGAUAUCCACUUCAAGACGAAGAUGUUAAUUAUUCCACGGCUGGUAGCGGUCAAGUUAAACGGGAUCCUUACGAGCCAACAUACGCUGAUCCGAAAGGACAACCUGUUGUUUAUGGGAAGUUAGGUGCCGGAGGAGGAAGGAAAGGGCCUAAGCCAUCAAAAAGAGAAGACGAGUCUAAUUAUGCGGAUGUCAAAGUUGAUGAACAUGGUUAUCCAGCUGUCGGUGCCGUGCCAACUUCAUACACUGAUGGAUACGGGCAGAGCAGGUCAGGUUCGCGCGGCGGAGAAAGAGACAGUGGAAGACGGGUGGCCCCAGAUAGGCGAGCUCCGCCACCCUAUAAUGACACCCAUUUAGAUGACGACGGCUAUCCCGUGUCAAGACAUAUUCCGCCUGUUUAUGCUCAAGUAAACAAACCGAAAAAGCAGCGAUAACAUGGACUUCGCAAACAUCAUUUAUCCAAAUCUGAAGACCGAUAUAUUGCAGGUAGAAAUUAGUGAACUUACUAUUCACUGGACACACAACCCACCUUUAGAUUCGAACUGCAACUAAGUGUUGAAAUUGUUAUCCUAAGUGAUUUGUGUGAUUCUGUUGUGGUCCCCUAUUGAUCGAGCGCAAUCAUAAUAGAGACAUCAUUUGGAUACAGCAAAAGACUGCUGCAACGUAUUUUUAUUAUUAACACUCUUAGUUAAUCAAGGCAUAGAUUUUUUUGUAAAUUUGAUAAAUCCGUAACCAAUAAGAGGUCGCAGCUGUUUCAUUUGGAGGCUGUUUAUUAUUGCUGUUGUUACUGUUGUUCUGCUAGCCCUCUGCUUUAUCAAAAUGCUGUGAUAUUGCUUGAAUGCCCAUUUUAGUUCUGCUUGUGUUAGUUUAGGUCAUCUUUUUUGAGGAUUUGGAGAUCUCCUUACUACCCCAUGGUCAAACGCCAUCCUGUCUCUCCACUGAAUCCACUGACUUCGUGCCCCCCCCCCCCAUUAAUAGGCAUGCAUUUGGCAUCAUCCCUCACAUAUGCAGCAUGCACCUCAACCCUGGCCAGAGCACACCCAACAUUGCGUCAGUAUGAAUCCAUACAGAAACCUAUUUCACUUAUUGCAUAAUUUUAGCUGUUCAGUAUAUACGUAGCUCUUUACAGUUAUCGUGUUAUCAGAAAUCAAAGUUAGUUAAAAAGGCCGAUUUUAUAGGCCCUGAUCGUGUUUUUCUUUUUUAGAAUUCGGCAUCUCUGCUUCACGUCUGAUUUAGGACGUUGUCAACUUAGUUAUUUGUUUUGUUGGCAUAAUGUUUUAACUGUAUCAUUAUCAUUCGUUGCUUUAUGA